GAGAGAAACCAUAUAAAUGCACCGAGGGCGGAAAGAGCUUCAAUGAAGACAGUUCCCUCACUUCGCAUAAAAGCCUGCACACAGGAGAGAAAUCAUAUAAAUGUACAGAGUGUGGAAAGAGCUUUAAGAACAGUGGUAACCUCACUUCACACCGAAGGAUCCAUUCAGGGGAAAAACCAUAUAAAUGUAUGGAAUGUGGCAAAAGCUUCAGGCAGAGCGGUUCUCUUACUUCCCAUAAAAGACUCCACACAGGAGAGGAACCAUAUAAAUGCUUGGAGUGUGGAAAGAGUUUCAAAUGGAGAGGUGAACUUACUUUGCAUAAAAGACUUCACAUAGGAGAGAAACCAUAUAAAUGCAUGGAGUGUGGAAAGAGCUUCAACCAUACCGGUACCCUUAUUUCCCACAGAAAAAUCCAUUCAGGGGAAAAACCUUAUAAAUGCAUGGAUUGUGGAAAGAGCUUCAAGCGUACCGGUACCCUUGUUUCCCAUAGAAGAAUCCAUUCAGGGGAAAAACCUUAUAAAUGCAUGGAUUGUGGAAAAAGUUUUAAGCAGAUUAGUGAUCUCACUUCCCAUAAAAGACUCCACACAGGAGAGGAACCAUAUAAAUGUUUGGAGUGUGGAAAGAGUUUCAAAUGGAGAGCUCAGCUUACUUCACAUAAAAUAAUUCAUACAGGAGAGAAACCAUAUAAAUGCAUGGAGUGUGGAAAGAGUUUCAACCACAACAGUUCCCUUGCUUUACAUAAAACAGUCCACACUGGAGAGCAACCAUAUCAGUGCACUGAAUGCGGGAAGUGUUUCAAACAGAGCAGUAAACUUACUUCCCAUAAAAGGAUCCAUACUGGAGAGAAACCAUAUAAAUGUAUGGAAUGUGACAAAAGCUUCAGCCAGAGCAGUUCUCUUACUUACCAUAAACGGAUCCACACUGGAGAGGAACCAUACAAAUGCACGGAGUGUGGAAAGAGUUUCAAACAGAGCAGCAGCCUUGUUUUCCAUAAAAGGCUCCACACUGGGGAAAAACCAUAUAAAUGUUCGGAGUGUGGAAAGAGCUUCAGCAAAAGCAGUAAUCUUACUUCCCAUAAAAGGAUCCAUACAGGAGAACGACCCUAUAAAUGUACAGAAUGUGGCAAAGAGUUCAGUCACAGCAGUAGUCUUAUUUCCCAUAAAAGGCUUCAUACUGUGGAGCAACCAUAUAAAUGUUCGGAGUGUGGAAAGAGUUUCAGCAAGAGUAGUAACCUAAUUUCCCAUAAAAAGCUCCAUACAAGAAAGAAAUAA
Molecule: messenger RNA, 1271 nt
Organism: Protobothrops mucrosquamatus (brown spotted pit viper)
Lineage: Eukaryota; Metazoa; Chordata; Lepidosauria; Squamata; Viperidae
Product: zinc finger protein 726-like
Exons: 2
Biological process (GO): negative regulation of transcription by RNA polymerase II
Molecular function (GO): DNA-binding transcription repressor activity, RNA polymerase II-specific
Source: RefSeq, a predicted model, not a curated record